Molecule: messenger RNA, 1473 nt
Organism: Penicillium olsonii
Lineage: Eukaryota; Fungi; Ascomycota; Eurotiomycetes; Eurotiales; Aspergillaceae
Source: the annotation of a GenBank genome assembly
AUGGCGCCAGAAAACGAAAUCACCACCCUAGCGGUGCGCUCCAAGGAAGAUCCACCAACAUUGGAACCAGAAACCCCCGGUGUAGCGAACAAGGAUGAAGGAAUAUACGCCGCUGAGACGACCAAUCGCCGCAAUCCCAUUGGAUCGCGAUUGGGUUUUCUGAUCAGACAAUUCGAGAACCAGCUCAUCGACUACAACCUCGAGGCGCGUGGCAUUGAACGGGUAGCCGUGGACGAGCGCAUGAAGCGAAACUCGUGGCUAUCUUAUCUGCAAGCGUUCCUACUCUGGAUCUCCAUCAAUCUUGCGCCAAACAACAUCACCCUGGGAAUGCUGGGUCCGGCCGUAUAUGGACUUAGUUUCCGGGACUCGGCGCUUUGUGCUGUCUUUGGCGCUUUGGUUGGUUCCGUGGUCUCCUCUUGGAUGGCGACAUGGGGCCCCGUUUCUGGGAUUCGCACUCUGGCCUUCGGGCGUUAUUCGAUGGGCUGGUGGCCUAGCAAGAUUAUUGUGCUGCUGAACCUUGUUCAAAUGAUUGGAUACGGUCUGAUUGACUGCGUUGUAGGCGGCCAGAUCCUGUCCGCUGUCUCCCCCAAUGGCAUGUCUGUGGCUGUUGGUAUUGUCAUCAUUGCCAUCAUCAGUUGGGUGGUGGCUACUUUUGGAAUCCAGGUUUUCCAUUAUUAUGAAAGGCUAUCGUUCUUCUCCAUCUGUGUCAGUGCCGCGAUCACCUACGCCCCACUCGCAGCUGAUUUCUUCGUCUACUACCCCGAAAACACCUCGAGAGCUAAAAUCUUCGGCCUUAGCCUAGCGGGUCUUCUCGUUUCGUUCACCAUGGCAUUGGUGUGUGGCGUGGGCCUUGCAUCAGGUAUCACCGCACACCCAGAGUACGCCGCAGCCUACAAUGAAGGCCAAGGCGCAUUGAUUGUCGAAGGCUUUGGCCCGCUGCACGGUUUUGGCAAAUUUUGCUCCGUUGUGUGUGCCCUGGGCCUGAUCGCCAAUACAGUGGCACCCACGUACUCUGCAGGCAUUGACUUCCAGAUUCUCGGCCGCUAUGCCGAGGCAGUUCCCCGUGUCAUCUGGAACACCAUUGCCGUAAUCAUAUACACUGUCUGUGCGCUCGUUGGCCGCAGCCAUCUCUCUGAGAUCUUCACCAACUUCCUAGCCUUGAUGGGCUACUGGGUUGCCAUCUGGACUGCGAUCACACUCGAAGAGUGUUUCAUUUUCCGUGCGCGCACGGGCUACAACUGGGCCAUCUGGCGGGACCCGUCCAAGCUGCCAAUCGGCAUUGCAGGCUUCAUCGCCUUUGUCGUUGGUUGGGUAGGAGCCGUUCUGUGCAUGGCACAGGUUUGGUACAUUGGCCCCAUUGCGAAGCUGGUCGGUGCCUACGGUGCAGAUAUGGGAAAUUACAUUGGCUUUUCUUGGGCCGCCCUUGUCUACCCCCCGCUCAGAUACAUUGAGCUUCACUUCAUCGGGCGCUAG